UGACAGAAACUGAGUCGUGAUCAUCCGGUCGAGCCGUGGGUGGUUAGCCUUCCCUAUUUACGUUCUCUAUCGGUGAGAUUACUGUCGUGCCCGCUUGCUGAGUGGCUACACGGACGACUAUUACUCGCCAUUUUGAGGGUAACGACUGACGUUUGUUUGUGUAUGAGAGAAACGCGGCUUGGAUAUCGGGGAUAUCCCCUCCUCGUUUGGGCGAACAACAGAGCGAACGUCGUUUUUCCAGGCUAAGCUAGCAGCAGCAGCACGGCGUAACGGGUAGGGGUGGAUUUCUACAUCUCGGCCCUCGGAAAGCGAAUAUAAAUACCGUCUCAGGAGUAACGUUAUGUUGUGAAACAAUGACAAGCGAAGGAGACAGAUCUAAUGAAGGAGGGCUCCUCGGAGGGGAAGAAGUGUCCUCGGAUGAGUUUCGGCGGAGCGAUCAGUAAAGAGGUGAAAAGUAGUUCAAGCUAAGCGAAGCUAGUCGGUUAGCUCAAUUGAUCGAGGAAGUUGACUAGCCACCUUGCUAACUCGGCGACAAAUGUAUUACUGGACCAAGGGUCGUCUCAAACGUCUGAGUCUUUGGUAGAGUUGAAGAUUCACAAAACCGACCGGUGUUGCCAAGUUUAGAAAGCCGAAGUUUUAGAAAGUCACGUAUUGCUGUGAGUUUUUAACCAAAAACAACAAAAAACGCUAGCUAAUUGGUUUAGCGAGAAUGUCGGGGCUGGUUGUAAACAAAGGGUCCCGAGCUCUACAUGUCUACAGCUGAACUACACCUCGACCGAUCGUUGACCUAUUAUUUCACGGAUAUAGCUUCGUUUUUUAAAAGUGAUCCGAACUCUUAGAAAUGGAUUUAAAGACAGCAGUAUUUAACGCGGCCAGAGACGGUAAGCUCCGGCUGCUUCAGAAAUUGUUGGAGAACAAAGAUGGACACGAGGUGACCAAGUUAAUGGGCGAGAAAACAAACGGAGCCACCCCGCUCCUGAUGGCCUCCCGGUAUGGCCACCUGGACCUGGUAGAGUAUCUGCUGGAGUGCUGCAGUGCUCCGGUUGAGGUCGGUGGUUCGGUGAACUUUGACGGGGAGACUAUUGAGGGAGCGCCGCCUCUCUGGGCUGCCUCUGCGGCGGGUCACCUGAAGGUGGUCCAGUCGCUCCUGGGUCACGGAGCUUCUGUCAACAGCACGACCCUCACCAACUCAACACCCCUGAGGGCAGCCUGCUUUGACGGUCACCUAGACAUUGUGAAAUACCUGGUGGAGCACAAAGCAGACCUGGAGGUGGCCAACAGACAUGGCCACACGUGUCUCAUGAUCUCCUGCUACAAAGGCCACAAGGAGAUAGCUCAGUACCUGCUGGAGAAAGGAGCAGAUGUCAACAGGAAAAGUGUAAAAGGCAACACAGCACUUCACGACUGUGCAGAGUCGGGCAGCCUAGAGAUCAUGCGGAUGUUGCUACAGUAUGGAGCUUCCAUGGAGCAGGAUGGAUACGGCAUGACACCACUACUUUCUGCCAGUGUUACAGGCCACACUAACAUUGUAGAUUACCUGACAACGCACCAACAGACAAGCCACACAGAGCGCAUUGAUGCCUUGGAGCUCUUGGGGGCUACGUUUGUAGAUAAAAAGAGAGAUCUGCUUGGAGCUUUAAAGUACUGGAAAAGAGCCAUGGACCUCAGGUACAUGGACAGCAACAACGUUGUCCAUAAACCAGAACCCAAGCAGUUGAUCAUGGCAUAUGACUACGCCAGGGAGGUAACAAACGGAGAAGAGCUGGAUGGACUGAUAUCUGACCCAGAUGAGAUGCGCAUGCAAGCUUUGCUCAUCCGUGAGAGAAUACUCGGCCCACAACAUCCAGAUACAUCCUACUACAUCCGUUACCGAGGUGCCGUCUAUGCUGACUCUGGAAACUUUGAGCGCUGCAUCAAUCUGUGGAAGUAUGCGCUGGACAUGCAGCAGAGCAACCUGGACCCCCUCAGUCCCAUGACAGCCUCCAGUCUGCUGUCAUUUGCUGAGCUGUUCUCCUUCAUGCUGCAGGACAGGGCCAAGGGGCUCUUGGGGACAUCAGUGUCGUUUGAGGACUUGAUGGGGAUUCUGUCCAAGAGUGUGCUGGAGAUUGAGCGAGCAGUUAAACAAAGUGGACCAAUGCCUCCCGACCCUGCUCAGCUCAGCAAGGCCCUCUCAAUUAUCCUGCACCUCAUUUGUCUUUUGGAGAAGGUGCCAUGUACUGCAGAGCAAGACCACUUCAAGAAGGAAACCAUCUAUAGAUUCCUAAAGCUCCAGCCGUGUGGUAAGAACGGCUACAGUCCACUACAUUUGGCAGUCGACCGCAACACCACCUGUGUGGGCCGCUAUCCUGUUUGCAAGUUCCCCUCCCUCACAGUCGCUUCGAUCCUUCUUGAGUGUGGGGCAGACGUUAACAGUCGAGAUGAAGACGACAACAGCCCCCUUCACAUAGCGGCAUCUAAUGGUCACCCAGACAUCAUGAACCUGCUGAUUUCCUGUGGGACCCACUUUGACAGCACCAAUGCCUUCCAACAAACGGCCUGUGACCUCCUGGACGAGAAGGAGCUGGCCAGGAAUGUCAUCCAGCCCAUUAACCACACCACGCUGCAGUGCCUAGCCGCCAGGGCGAUCAUCAAGCACAGCCUCGACUAUCGGGGAAACAUUCCCGAGAAACUAGAGGCCUUCGUCUUGCUCCACAGAUAAUAAUUGUGAAGGAGUAGAGGGGGAUGGAUGGAUGAAAAGAGGAGGGGAGUGUGAUUACAUCGAGUGGACUGAACAGAUUAAGGAGCAUUAUAGUUAAACACCCGACCUACAAGGUGUUUGAGAAGCAGAAGGAUGAUUAUAUGGGUUAGGUUUGCAAAUUCAAACUGUUGGGAAAGUAUGAACUUGAAGACUUAUGUGCACAAAAAUAUCCUCUUUUAACCAGGAUGGACUGAAAAACGAUCGGAUUAAAUGGAGGAAUGAGUGACCAUUAUCUUUCAGAGAGCCACGGCUCUGACUGAUCACAGACCCAAUCUGUGUCGAUGUAUUAGGAGUGGAUUGCAACAUGGACAAACACAGUUGUAUCUCUGGAUGAACAGAGCAAAGGGGUUUACGUAUUUUUGCUUCAGAAAAUUUAAUUUUUUUGCAUAUUCCACAACGCUAUUUAUUGAAUGAAACUUGAGAGAUUUUUCUCCAUGCUGGCUUCGAUCCAGUCUCAACAUUGCCUGCUUCUCUCUUCUCAGAGCAAGGGUUGAGGCAUUUCUACAUAUGCUGGGACUUCAGGUUUUUUGUUUUUUUUUUUUGUCCCAUCACUGUUGUCAACAGUCAUGGACCCUUCCUCAGUUUGUACUUUUACAAUACAUGUAGUUUUUGUCAUGCAAAUCUGAAUAUCUGCCAAGUGGUGUGGAUUCUACACUCAUUUUUUGUUCCCACUUUAGUGUAUAACAAAGCUUUACAAGAAGGGUUUAAUGUGUGCGACCACCAUAAGUGCUUUAUUCUUCCUAUGCACAGGCUAGGCUGUUGGAAAGAGAGACUGUUGUAUUCUGUACCGGCACUUGUCUGUGCAAUAUCUCUCAUGAGUUUUUGUGUUUACCUCAUUGCUGCCGUUUUCUUCGGUAUCCACCUACUUCGCUCAUAGAGGAGGGGAUGCAAAACCAUUGUACUAAUUGUUGUGAGAAGAGCGAAUGGAUUUGAGUGAUGUAUGUAUGUGUGUGUGUGUGUGUGCGUGUGCGUGUGCGUGCGUGUGCAUGCGUGAAAGUGUGCGUGCCAUGCAAGCGUGUUUCUGGUAUGCGGAAUGAUUUUGAACUUACACAAAAUGAGGACAGGAGUUUGGUGAAGUGGCAUUCAUGGAGAUUCCAUAAUGCACAUGACUGCCACUGGAAACCACAGCGGCCAAACUAACUGUCGACAACCGUUUGAGAGUGCAGGCUCUGUACACAGAAGUGACCUCUUAACGUUCAUACAUGGCCGACCUUUAAAUGCCAUCAUUCUUUAAUAAUCUUGAUCAAAAAGAAAAGUCUGGGUAGUUUAUCAACAUUGGCCCACUGUGCAUGUGCAGCAGCUGCAUAUCAACCACCAAUCACUGCUGAAAACCUUUCAUAACUCCUAGACUCCAAACCAGGCUACGGCUAGGAUAGUUCUGUUCAUUUUGUACAACUGUCGUCCAAUUGUAUGAGAGUUGAAGACACAUGAGUGGGAGGAUGCCUCGACGUACAGAAUAGUAAAGCUUUGUGAAUUAUCUUGUUUGCACAUUAGCUUUAGAUGUGUGGAUUGAAAAAAGGGCUUUUCAUAAUUUGUAGGAUUUCAUAUUGCAGUCUAUUUAACCUGACGGCUCAAAACCAGACUUAGAAAAUGUAUGAGGACUCCCAGGGCAACUUGAUUUGAAUCUGCACUUUAUACAGCGGAGUUUAAGAUUUGAUAUGGCAUUAAUCAAGUUCAUGUCUUAAUAACCAGUUUGACAAUAAACCCAUGUUGCACUUGU
This is a messenger RNA of Amphiprion ocellaris (clown anemonefish), 4457 nucleotides long. It is a transcript of the gene fem1c, whose product is annotated as fem-1 homolog c. The record is from RefSeq and is a predicted model, not a curated record. The transcript is spliced from 6 exons. Gene Ontology annotation, molecular function: protein binding. The coding region runs from base 842 to 2698 and encodes 618 amino acids. NCBI's taxonomy places the organism in Eukaryota, Metazoa, Chordata, Actinopteri, Pomacentridae.